AUGAAUUCAGGUGACAAAGAUUCGUCUUGGUUGAAGUGCCAGUGGAACGGCGAUCCGGGAGGAUGGGCAGAUUUCUUACGAUGUGUCCGUCUCGCCUUCGAGAAGACCUCGAGACGGAAGAGACAUCUGCUGGGUCCUGAAAUAGUGGGCCAGCUCAGUGGCCGCGCAUGGGUGGUGACUCAAGAACUUGAUCACCGUCAGCUUGUUCGUCGUGAUGGUGUUGUGUAUUUGAUCGAAUUCCUUAGAGAUCGACUUUGCAAAACGCCGAUUCCUGAUGUGGGGCUUCGUCUCGAACAACUCAUGAUCCGCUUAAGGCGUCACCCUGGCACGAGCAUGGCGACCUGGGCAACCCAGCUCAGAGAUGCUUACCGGCAGCUUCAGCUUGCCCUUGCGAGAGCCCGGAAAGGACCACGAACUAUCUCCUCUCCUUCGCCGACCAGCACUCCUACCAAGACCCGCUCUUCGCGUCGUACCAGCCAAGGAACCUUGGAGGAACCGCAUGCCGAAGAACCAACGGAAGGAGAGCAAGAUGAAACGGAGACGCUGCCAGGAGCUCCUGAUGAUGACGAGCUCCGCCGUGAUGAAGAAGUGCUUCCCUCCUCUCCAGCGUCAAGGACUUCUGAGUCUCGACCUCCUCGACGAAAGCGUCGAGACAGCGAUAGCGAUGACAGUGUAAAGGCUCUUGCUGACCUGGAAAUCUGGAGUCGCUGCGAGGAGAAGCUAGAGGAAGUCUUGCCCUCGGAGCUCCUCGGAUGGCUGCUGUUGCGACGAGCGGGCUUGACUGCCCAAGCUCGCUUGAGUGUCCAGGCGGCUGCUGGCAACUCGCUGAAGCUCGAUCGAGUCGAGGGGGCGCUUCGUGGCAUGGAGGACGAGCUGUUGGCUCAGGAGCAAACCAGGACUCCUCAUCCUGCGGGCCGGCGUCGAUCCUUCUGGGUGGAAGAUGAAGGUCACUGGAGUAUUCUGCUCGCGGAUGACGAUGACCUCAGCGAGAGCCUGGAAGGAAUACCCACGCACUAUGUGGGCGACGAGAAUGCCUUCAACGUCUGGGCUGAGGACGAGGAGUACGGUGACGAGAGCUGGACAGGCAGCUCCGAUGGCGCCUACUGGGGCGACGAGUGGCAUGGCUGGACUCCGGAGGAGGACCCCGCCAACAUCCUCACUGCCGAGGAACUUCAGCAAGUUGAGGAGGCUUACCAGGCAGCGGACUCCAAGCUUCGGACUUUCGUUGAUGCCAGGAAAGCUGUUCGAGCCCGCCAUCUGAGUCGAGGUUUCUACCCCUUUGCCCCGCAGAACAAAGGGUUUCGUUCCCAAAAAGGAAAAGGCAAGAUGCGUUCCUUCCCGAAGGGCAAGGGCAAAGGAAAGAAAGGAGCUACGCCAACUUCACCUGUGGCCAACAUGUCGGUGCCUGUGUUGAUGAGUGAGAGCCCGACCUUUGCUGUGAGUCCUGGACAGGCAGGUUACAGUGGGUGUUUCAUUUGCGGAGACAGGAGCCACCAGUUUCGCGACUGCCCCAGGCGCUCAACAAAAGGACCUGCAAAAGGAAGCGGCAAGGUCCACUUCCAUACGGAACCUGAGGUGUACAUGGUGCAGGCGACUCCGUCGAUGGCGACUACAGCUUCUUCGACUUCCCCAAUGGCUACUAGGCCAGCUUCUUCGACUUCCCCGAUGGCUACUACAGCUUCUUCGACUUCCCCGAUGGCUACUACUGCUUCUCCGACUUCUCCGAUGGUUUCCACAGCUACUUCGACUUCUCUGGCAAUGUCUCCAGCUUCUGGGUCGUCCGUGAUGUUUGAGCAGAGAACAGACGUCCGACAGGUUCCGAUGGUCUAUGAGGACACGACGGUGGACGUGCCAGAUAUGAUCCUGGUCCAAAAGUCAGCAUCUGGGUCUUGCAUGGACGGUUUUGCGGUGUUGGAUUCAGGUGCUACAGAGACAGUUGGAAGUUUGCCAGCUUUGGAGUCCCUGAUGUUAGCCCGGUACGAAGUUACGAGUCAGGUGGAAGAAGUAGCGGUCACGAACGCUGCACCCAAGCGCUUCAAGUUUGGAAACGGGUCCCACGACAUGUCUUCUUCGCACAUUCUGUUGCCGGUCACUCUUGGCACUCACCAAGUUCCCAUGGGUAUCUACACCUUAGAUGUGGAGGGAGUGCCGCUGUUGAUAGGCAUAAAGACUUUGCGUCGGUUGCGGUCAGUGAUCGAUUGUCAUCGUGAUAUCCCGGUCAUGGGAGCCGUGGAUCCGAACCGAGGCAUCCAGCUGCAGCGCAGUGUGACAGGUCAUUUGCUGUUAGACUUGAGACAGGACCUGAUGGUUCACUCCUUUAGUCUGCUGGAACCUCGCGCAAGAGUCGCUUCACGUGUUCUUCCGCAUCGAGAAGAAACAACUUACAUGGUGCAGUCAGUUGAACAUGAUGAGGUGCCUGCAAGUGAAGCCGAUGCGUCCAUGUGUUCACCAGUUCCUGAUGCUGCGCUUCUAGCGAGUGACCCUCCUAGUGUAUGUGCUCUCGACGAUGAGGUUCCGGUGAAUGCCGAUGCUCCAUGUAUUCCAAUCGCAUUUUGCUUCACCUCCUCGCUCUUCAUGGCGCAUCGGCAGCCGGAAGCAGCGGCGCCACCUCCUUCGAAGAGCAUCGACAAGAACGAGGAGCAAUUCGUGACCUCCGGGAAGGAGGCGGUCAAGGCCAAACCGAAGAAAGGGGGCUACAAGUCCCAGCCGCUCGACUGGGAUCGCACGGUCGAGAGCGAUCCCCGCGAUCCUCGCCACAGUGGCCCUCCGUGCAACGGGGAACAUGUUCCAGCCCGGAUGUUCAAGGGCAGUCCUUCAGGUUCGAAUCAGUACGGUCAAUGGACAGCCUGCGAACGUUGUCUUCUGCGUCUGUCUUACACACCACGGGCAGGAUGUCAUGCUCUCCACCGCUCCCCGGGAGCCCUGCCGAAGGACGUCCAGUUGGCGGUCAAGGAGGAGCUGCCCAAUCUGACCACAUUGAAGGACAAGGACAUUGGAUGGGCGGCUGCGGAGAAGAGCGCCGAGGACAACUUGAUGCGUGUGCGUCAGGCUCGGAUGAGCCAACAGGCCGGGCAACGUGGGGCAGCGCCAAAGCGACUUGCCCAGAAGGACCUAGGUCCCAAGGCUUCCCCGGCAACCUCAGCGCCUCCGACGAGCUCUCCGACUCCCACCUCGCCGACCAGCUCCCUGGGGACAUCAACUGUAGUGGUGGACGUGGAAGAAGUGAACGAGGGCAUGCAUGCGCAUCCGGGCCGGAAGGCAGUGAAACGCAACGAGGAGGCAGCGGAGGAACUGGAUUAUGCUCUUCUGGAGAACGAGGAGAUGAUCGAGAACCUCGCGGCCUCCUACGUGCACGAGCGGGCCUACUCCAUGGCGACGAUGGAAAAUUUCCUGAAGCAACUUCGAGCGGCGCAUGCUGUGCCACAACGUAAGUUCAUGGACAAGAAAACAACCACUUCCUUUGUGGUGAGCUAUGGGUUGUACGCGCAUGGAUCUCAGUGUGGUGUCAUGAACUCCACGUUCCAGAACCCUCAGCUCUGCAAGUACGUCAACCAGUGGCUUCAGGCGUGGGCUCCAUCAUCCGCCCAUUGGACCACGUUUUCGAUUGUGUACAACAUGGAGUCCAAGCCUCAUCGCGACCUCCACAACUUGAAAGGACAGCCGAACUACGUGAUCACUUUCGGCGAGCAUGAGCAUGGAGAGUUGUGGUUGGAACGAACCCCGGAGGACUCUGUCACUGGGGAGGUGCGACGUCGUAAGAAGCCAAAUGGAUCCUUGGCCAACGGGCAACUCUUGUCGCCUCACCACCAAGUGAUUUCUUUUGAUGCGGACCAAUGGCAUGCUACCAUGCCCUGGCGAGGAACCCGCAUAGCGUUGGCAGCCUACACGGCCCGCUCCUUCCGAGGCUUGGAUCCUGAACUUCGACGCUUCUUCGCGCAAUGGCAUUAUAUGAUGGAGGAUAGGCUCUGGAAUCUUCUUGAAGAUACCGGCUGCAUUUGCGUGAGGGAGCUGCGUUUGCAUUUUGAUACUCCUUGGCACCUGGCCUGCUCAGUGGACAGCUUAGAGGAUUCAGUGGUCCUGGCCGAGCAGAUCCUUCCUUCUGCCGUGUCCUCAGACCAUAAGAGAGCUGGCGCUCUUAUUUGGGGCUGGCUCCGGGAUCAAACUGACUUGUUGAAGCGGGUGCAAGGUAGGCUAAAGACGAAGGCUACGAGGAUUGUGGCGCCUCCUUGUGGUGAUGUUUCUCCUGGUGAGGUUUAUGCACAAUUGGUGAGCGGCAGCCUUGAGUUAACGAAGCAGACCAGUCGGGCUCAUGCGAGAUGGAUCUCGAGUGGGGCUGGUACGCCAGCUGAUGCUGAGAAGGCUGCUAGAAAGUUCUGGGGUACAGUCUUGGUGCAAAUUAUGGUGGAGGCUAAGCUUCCCAUCGUGGAUAUUCCGGUUGAAAGUGAAGAGCAAAGGGUUCUGUAUGCUUUGAGGGCCUUGGGUACCCGUCGUUCGAAGACUUUGAGGAACCGGGCACGAGCUUGGCGCAAGGCUCGGGACUGGAUGCUCUCUGUGAAGUCAGUUGCUUUCCCGCGGCGUCCGAGUGACGUUGUGGACUAUCUCCUCUUCUUGGAGCAGGAGGUGGGCACCAAGAGCUGUAUUUCGGAGUUUAUGAGCGCUCUAUCUGUUCUGGAGGAUGCAGGACAGGUUCCUUUGGCCAGCCAGUUGUGCAAGGACAGAUUGGUGGUUGCUGCCUCGAAGAGCUCAGAGGCAGAAGUUCAUGUGGGGGUCACGAGCAAGAAGCAGGCGGCCCCCUUGUCGGUGGCAAUGCUGCUUUCUUUGGAGAUUUUUGUGGGCUUCUUAGUCAAGACCAAGACAACCGGUCCCGACAAGAAGGUGGCUGAGGUUCCCUUCUUUGUGGGUCGGGAUGUGGGGUUGUCUGGUCGUGAUUGGCUGCGCUCGGGUUUCGACUUGUGGAAGGGCUUUGGGCAGCUGGACAGGACUUUCUUGGUGUUCCAGUCAUCCGAAGAUUUUGAGGAGCCGAUUUUCAAAUUUGCGAAACCGGAGGUCAUCAGCAAUUACAUGCGUUUGAUCUGGCGACAGCUGAAGGUCCCUUUUCGCAAGAUUGGUGAACACGUGUGGAAAUCGAGAGCUGAGGGGGCCCUCCUUGGUGACGAGUGUUAUUUGUUCUGGACGGGCCAUAGCAUGCGUCAUGUUCUUCCAACCAUUGCUGCUGUUCUGGAGGUUCCGAAGGAGCGGCGCGAUUACUUAGGUCGCUGGCACAUUGGUCUGCAUCAGAGUUCUGAUUACAUCCAUACUUGCCGUCAGAUUGUGCAUGACAUUCAGCGCCGUGUAUGCGACAAGUUGUCGGGUGGCAAACCCGGGUACGACGAGGAAGAGUUGUUUGAGGAGCUGCGCGAGUGGCUCCGCGAUCGGGGUUCUGAUCCGGAUCCGUGGUUGAAGCUUCAUGCUGUGAUGCGCACCGUUUCUGGCUGCAAGGUAUUGAAUCAGACUUGGCCUUUAUUGGCCGAUUUCACCGACGGGACGGACAACGCUGCCCCGGCCCCGCCGGUUUCGAACUCAUCUCAGACUGAUAAGGAGAAAGUGGAUCCGUCCUCGAGUUCGGGGGAAUCUUCGUCGACCGAGCUCGGGAUUCGCGUGCCAGUGCAAAGGGGUGACAGUUUGCCUCAGUGCUUUCAGUGCCCUUUUGCCGCGUGCUGUCAGUGCUAUCAGUUGCGGUGGCGGGAGCAAAUCAGAUGUUUGAAAUGGGCAGUUUUCUGCUCAGUACUUCACGUUGUGAAUCUCAGUCGACAUUACUAUACGAGCCACUCUCAGACUUUCAGUGCUCCUUUGGGGCUGUCAGAUUUCAUUCGUUCAGUACUGUCAGUCUUCAGCUUCGCUCGCCUCGGAGCGACAAUGGCGGCCGAUCCUGCGGCACAGCGUCAGUUCUUGAAAGAUAACGUCGAUGCCGACUUUAUCUUCCUUCUGGAAGAGCAUGGUGUUGACUUAGCGCUGCAGUACGCCAUUGGUCAGCAUUACAAGAGUAUCAGGACAUUUGCCGCCUUUGCCGAUGAUAGGGGGGCGGCUCGGACGGCCAUCACCGCGGACUUCGGCGUUCGAGCUGAGAGUGCGGCAGAUCGUGCUAGGAGGAAGCUAAGCUUCGGGCUGAGGCAUAAGGUGUUGGGGGUCCAGAAGCCCCUCGUCUCUUCCGAUCGAGCGGCUAUGCGAGCUGCUUUGGAGGCGGUAAGGGGCUACUCUGUUCCAGAAUCUGAGGAGCCUGCACCGGAGUACCUCGCACACAAGCUUGAGCAGAUUGAGAAUGGCGAGCCCACCGCUAGUUAUCUUGAUGAGGUUAUUUCACGUAAGGAGUCCAACUCUUUGCAGCUUCAGACUUCACUUGACAAUCAGGGCCGCCUUCGUGUUAUGCGCCAGAAGCCCAAGGGGAAGCUCCCACAGAACACUGAGGAACUCCGAGCAAAGAUUCGGCUCGAGGCAUCAACAUGGGUGAUGUUGGCCGCGAAGUGUCGCGGUCGUGCCUAUUUGCAGGGAUUGCAGUUGUCACAUUUCGAUCGUUUCUUGGAAUAUCUUCUGGGCGACAAGUGCUACAGCAUGCAAGUCGCAUCGGCGGCUCCCAUGAGUUCUUCUGCACAUGCUGAUCGUCACACUUUGUCUGUGCCCUGGAAUAUCUUGCUUCAGUAUGAGUUCGAGCUUCGUAAAUGGGCCAUCAAGGAGGCACAUCGUUUGAGUGCCCCGCUCGGUGACAAGCUGCAUGAGGCUACCACCAACACCGAGCUCAAGGAGCUGCAUUUUACGUCUCAGGUGGCAUUGUCUCGACGCUCGACCGGCGCCGACCCUCCGCCACCAAAGUGGCCCCGCAAGGGUGACGGCAAGAAGGGAGAAAAGGGCGGAAAAGACAAAGGUGGCAAGGACGGAAAGGGCAAGGCCGAUGGCAAGAUCAAAAUCGGCGAGUCAUGGUUCGAUCUGGUCUCGAAAACGCCGGCGGAUGUUCGCGCCUGGCUGGAGGUCCUAUGCACGUCACAGAACAUCAUUUUGGAGAUGUCCGAAGUCGACAUCUGCCGUGACCCAAGUAUGGAUUUGCUGGACUCUGCAGUGGCUGAUCGGUGCUUGCUUCAAGUCCAAAAUUCGGAGUGGGACGUGGUCUUGGUGACUCCGCCCUGCAAUACCUUUUCUCGGGCACGAUGCGUACAGCCGGGUCCUCGGCCACUGAGAUCACGUAUUUACCCUGCGGGUUUUCCUUGGCUUUCAGACUCACAUCGUGCUGCAGCGGAUAAUGGCAAUCAGUUCGUUUCCUUUUCUUUUCAGAUCUGCACAGCUGCCCUUUCGAAUUCUAUUCCUUUUCUGUUGGAGCACCCUGAAGAUCUGGGUAUGACAACCACCGGUCACACACCGGCUUCUAUUUGGCAACUUCCAGAAGCUGCUGCACUUUUUAAGCACGAGCAGGUCGUGACUUUUGCGAUCUAUCAGUGUCACUACGGAGCCCACACGCCGAAACCCACCAGGUUUCUUUCUUCUAUCGCAGCCACCUUUGGCAUGCGGUUCAUGGGGCCUCCUCAUCUUGAUUCUGCCGAUAAGUAUCUGGGGCCUCUGCCCAAGUACUGUGGCCACCGGCAUUCCAAUCGCCUUUUGGGUGCCGCUAACACUGCUGCUGCUGCCGCCUAUCCGCCUGAUUUAUGCAAGGCUAUCGCUUCCUGGACCUUCUCCGUCUUCGAUGGGGGAGGAGGUGCACCCUCGGUGGCUACGGUUCCCGAAUCUGCUCACUGCUUUCAGUUUCCGGCUAGGGAGCUUCCGGGCAAACGUAAGAGGGGAUCGGCUGAUUUCUUGAUCGACACGGAGGAGGUUGCGACGUUACCUGAACAGGAUGACAUUCCAUUCAGUGAACUGAAGUCUGGUUGCGAAGGGCCACCGAUGGUGGGGGAUUUCGCUGGGUCCUCGGAUGAGUUCGUCGAUGGGUUUGGUCGCUGCUCUCCUGGUCGGUGGAAGCCAUGCAACCGGGGCACGACGAUGUCCGCUGAGGCCUUAGACUUUGCGCAGCGCUUGAAAGAGAGGGUCAGGAUGUUCGUCGUGGAGUGUGUUCCGGACUUGGCGAAGUCGACUUUUCGUCUGGCGACGGGACACUGGAACGGGCCGCUCUUUGACCAGGGUCGCUUGGAAGAACUGAGGGAGGACUGGUUCAACAUGCUGCCUGAUCCCAUCCGGGCUCGGGAGAUGAUUCCUCAUCAACCCUUCUACUUGAGGGCGAUUUCGCAGACUCUUCGGAUUCUUGGAGACCCGGACUAUCGCAUCAUCGAGGAGGGGAAGUUCUGCUUCGUGAACGGUGUCGAGGUGGGACACACGGCGCCAUUGGGGCCAGUGCCUCAAGUGUUCCGGAUCCGCAGAAAGGAUCAGAAGUACGAUGAGUCAACUUGGCAGCCGUUGAUGCAGAACUAUCGUGAUGGGGCUGAAGUCGAGAAGGCCUUGGAGGAGGCUUUCACCAAAGAGGAGGCAGAAGGACGCAUGUUCCCGCUUUCUUUGGCGGAGGCGAAAACACGCUUCCCUGGCCCUGCGCUUCGCAUUGCCGCUCAAGCGGUGAUUCCGAAACCUGACCAUGAAUUCCGUGUGGUCCAUGAUGGGACCCACGGGGUUCACGUCAACAAUGAGAUUGUUAUGCUUGACCGUCUUGAAUCGCCUGGACCGAGGGAGAUUUCUUCGAUUCAGAAGCUGGGCAUGGUGGCAGAAGAGAAAGUCCUGUUCGGGCUUGUGGGAGACGUGAAGAAGGCGCACAGGCGAUAUUUGCACCACCCAGAGCAUUGGGGGGUGCUCGCUUGUAGAACGCGGAGCGAUUCAUCAGUCGUAUGGCUUAACCGCACAGGAACUUUCGGAAUUGCUUCGGCGGCCUAUUGGUUCGCCCGCUUGAUUGGUUUGGUGGGCCGCUUGUCUCUCAGAGUUAUGCUUCAGGCUUUUGUUUUCAUGCUUAUUUAUGCAGACGACCUACACCUGCUCAGCGGCGGUUCAGAUCGAUGGCUCAACCUCUGGAUGUCCCUUGCCCUUUUGUGCAUGCAGGGCACACCCUUCUCGGAGAAGAAGUGGCGCGGGGGACUGCAACUUGAUUGGGUCGGUUACUGGAUUGAUUAUGGCCGCUUUAAGCUUGGGAUUUCGGAGAAGAGAUGCCAGUGGAUCAUCCGAUCGAUUGAGGGCAUGGAGGGAGACGGCUGGCUUGUGGACGUUCGCCGUUUCCACGAACUCCAUGGCCGGCUAGGAUUUAUGUCGCAAAUCUUGAUAUGGAUCAGACCCUUCCUCGCGCCGGGCUACGCAUGGCUAGCGGUAGUCAGCAAAGGUGCGGUAUUGGCACUGCCCAACUUGAUCCGCUGCACCCUGCGAUUCAUUCUUGAUCGGCUCCGCGCAGGUUCACGAACGUAUCCUGCGGGGCUGGCGGAUAAGGAUUAUGGGGAACUCUUCAGAACCGACGCUGCUUGCAACUCUGACUCUGUGGUUCUAGGUGGUUGGUUCCUUGUCAGGGGUGUUGUCUGUAAAUCCGCUCCUUGGUUUCAGAUUACGCUUCGUUGUGAAGAAGCCCCUUGGCUCUUCAAGGAAGGUCUUGGGAGCUCCUGGGCCAGUACCUCUGCUGAACUGCUAUCCUCGUUGGUAGCGCUUCAUCUGCUGGAGAGGGAUUUUCCCGAGGUGUUUUCAUGUCCUGGCUCUUUCAGGGCCUGCUUCGCUGGUGGAACAGACAACAAGUCGGCGGAUGCCAUUUCUGCCCGACUUCUCACGACAAAGGUUCCUGUGAUGUUUGUGCUGAUGGAAUACGCUCAUCGCUGCGACUUGGCCGGGGUCAGAUGUCUCUUGAACUGGAGGCCGCGUGAUGCGAAUCAGGAGGCAGAUAGGAUCACGAAGAAUGAUUUCUCAGAUUUCUGUCCGGACCUUCGGGUCGCUGUCAGCUGGAGUGAGUUGAACUUCUCAGUGCUUCCGUCUUUACUUCGAUUCGCGAACUUUCAGAGCACUCUGGAGGAUGCGCGUGCCUCUGCUUCUGGCGAAGGACAAUCUCCUUCUCGCAUUCGUUUCGAGAAGAGUCACGUUUGUGAUGAUCAGGCCUCGCCGACUGAGACUAGUCACUUGUCGGUGGAUGAAAAGCAGGCGAUCUUCAAUGACUUUGAGGAGUACCAGGACCUCCUGCUUGAAAACUGCGAAUCCGAAGAUGAUGAUGCUCGACUGUUCGGGCUUGAGAUCUGUUGUGCCACCGCCUCCAAGCUACGUGAUGAACUACAGUCUCGCGGCGAACGGGUGCAAACUCUGGGUUUCGCCGAAGGAGGUGAUUUGGGCACCAACCAUGGGGCCGAGCUGGUGAAGGCCACCAUUCUUCGACUACGACCACGGUGGCUGAUCUGUCAUGUGCCUCUGGGACCAACCCGCAAGAACAAGGAGGAUGAUAUGAGUUCUCCUCCGUGGCGACGCUUCAACAAGGUUGUUCGCCAUCUCCUGGAAACUGCUCAGGUGCAAAUCGACAAUGGAGGAGAGGUCUUGUGGUGCCAGCCGGCUGAAAGUUCAGCCCGCUUCUUGUCAUGCGCCCGUGUCUUUUGGUACCAGCACCAACAGCACGCCGAUGGCCGGGUGAUGAAGUGCGGUGAGACCCACUACAGAUCGACCUCUACCACUCUCUUGCAGGGUCUUCCAAGUGUUUCUGAGACCCCUCCUGACCUGGAGAAGACGGUGGCUAAGAUCAUGCAGCAGGUGAUCCGGUAUGAGGCCGUGUUCUCCUUUGUCGGUGCAGUGGACAUGUCCGUUCUGGAGGGCAUCUCCUCUAAAGAGCUUGGCGAGCUGAUGGAAAGAGUGCACCGAUUGCACUCCCGACUGGGACAUCCCUCUAACCGACUGCUGGUCAAGAAUCUCCAGGCCAGACAUGCUGACAAAAGGUUGAUUGCUGCUGCCUCACAACUGAAGUGUGAUGCCUGCCUGGAGAGUCGAAUCAAGGCUCCACGACCUCCUGUGGAUCUGUCGAGAUCCGACCGUCUCUGGACCGACCUCCAAAUGGAUUUGUUCCAAAUGAAGAUCGAUGACCGGAUCUACCACUUCCUCCUCUUUGUCGAUGAGUGCUCAGGCUAUGCGGUGAUUCGGCUGGUGUUCGACCACUCCGUCAACAAAGGUGGCAAUGCAACCUCGGCGCAAGUGUGCCAUCUCUUGGAAGAAGCUUGGACCCAGUAUUUUGGGUUCCCAGAACGAAUCAAGCUGGAUGCUGAGAGUGCCUUGCGAGGAACUCUUCUUCGAGAUUGGUGCGCCACCAGAGGAGUUGAGCUAGUCCAUGCCCCGGCUGAACACCAUCAGUUCAUCAGUGAGGUGGAACGAUCCAUUGGAACUUUGCGCCGAAAGAUUGAAACUUUCCUUCGAGAACGGCCUGAACACCCUCGCCAGGUGGCUUUGUCAAUGGUGACUUCGCACAACAGCCUGGCCAGAAUACACGGCUUUUCGCCGCUUCAGUGGGCAUUAGGUCGUGAUCUGAGUUUGAGUGGACAUGUGAAUGAAGGAACGGGAGAACUUCCUGCUCUUUCUAGUGCUGGGACGCCGGGUGCUGAUCUCCACCAGACGCAUCGGAUGCGACUUCGAGCUGCACAAGCUUUCUUAGAGUUACGACACAAGGAACUCAGUGAUCGAGCAGCCAGGUCAUCUGCAUCUGCCUAUCCUCACUACUUGCCCGGGGAUUUGAUCUACUAUCGCCGCUACAAGACUCCUCAGGACCUCCCUGCCAAUAUGUCAACGGAUCAUCCGAGGAUGACGAUAUCUCGCUGGUACGGACCAGCACGGGUCCUGGCCACUGAAUCUCGAGGAGCUCCCGGGGAACGACGGCCAUCUUCACAUCUCUGGGUGAUUGCACAAGGCCGGCUGAAGAAAUGUCACUACACUCAAGUGCGACCUGCUUCUGAGACUGAGCACUUGAUUGCUCAGCAAUCCUCCGGCACCACGUUUCCAUGGACAAUGUCCAAUUUGACUUCUCUGUUGAACAAGGGUGCCUACGAGGAUCUGACCCGCGAUCGCGCAGUAUAUCCAGAUGAUCUGGAGUUUCCGGAUGAAGAUGACCGUGACGAUGGACUCCCACCUGGAGCGGAUGAACAUGUUGGAAAUGGUGACCAACUGACGGAUCCUUUGUCGGAUGAGGAGUUGAUUCCCGCGGCGUCUUCUGCUGCUCGGAAAAGGGAAGGGCCAGAACCUGUGGAAGAAGAAGAGAUGGUUCCCGACAAUGCCGAGAUUGACUUGAAUAAGCUCUUCAAUGACCCCAGUUACAUGCCCUUCCAGCCGAUUCCGGCGUCAGCUCGGGUGUCGCCUUAUCCUCAAGGAAGCUUCCGAGAGCAACGAGCCCGGCAUGAACAAGAUGAUCGUCCGUGGCAUGUGCGACGGAACGAGGGUGAAUCGUUGUACCAUGAGACUGAGGAGGCCGACAAAGUUUUUGCGGUGACCAUUGAUGCUCCUGCCAAUGCUCAAGCUUGGAAGAAGAUGGUCAAGCACCCUGAGAAGUUCAUGAGCAAGGCCGUUUCCAAAGGAGUGGAGGUGAGCUGGCAGCGACUUUCUGCGGAGCAACGAUCCGCAAUGGCUGAGGCCAAGAGCCUCGAAGUCGCUCAGUGGGUGCAACUGAAGGUGUGUAAGCGGGUGGCCGAGCAUGUUCCGGAGUCCCAACUCCUUCGGAUGCGAUGGGUCCUGACCUUCAAGGAAGCUGACCCAACGGAAGCUGGAACACCUCAAGUGAAGGCCAAGGCCAGGAUUGUGAUUCUGGGAUACAGUGACCCCGGACUCCUGGAAGACACAACGGCCUCCCCUACGAUGUCCAAGUUGACACGUCAGCUGAUGUUGAACCUAGCCUGCAUACGUCGGUGGGCUAUCUACUCAGCCGACGUACGCACAGCCUUUCUACAGGCAAGACCUACCGAUCGAGGCCGGCGUCUCCUGGCAAAACCGCUCCCGGAAUUGGCCGAGAAGUUGGGGCUCACUCCUCAAGAAUGUGUGGAGCUCACUGGCUCAGCCUACGGCUUGGCAACGGCUCCAAAAGAGUGGUUUGCAGAUGUGUCAUCCACUCUCAAGAAGCUAGGAGCUCUGCAAUGCCGAACGGACCCCUGCGCAUGGAUUGUGCUAGGAGUUGAUGGCGAGGUGGCCGGUGCUCUCGCAAGCCACGUCGACGACUUCCUGAUUAUGGGUAGUGCUACGGAUGCCAAUUGGCUCCGCUUCAUUGCUGCCUUCAAGGCGGCAUAUACUUGGGCACCAUGGCAGCAGGGAGAUUUCGUCCAUUGCGGCAUUCGCAUCCUGCAGCACGAGGACGGAUCCAUGACGCUGGAUCACUCCGGGUUCUGUGCCGAUCUGGUUCAGAUGGAUCCUGCAGGUCCUGGAGAAACCAUGACCGAGAAUCAGGUUCGGCAGGCCAAGGCGAUCCUUGGAUCUGCGCAAUGGCGCGUAACUCAGUCCGCCCCACAUCAUGCUGCGAAACUGAGCUACCUUCAGACUCUACUGUCCUCCCGGUCCAGCUCCUGUGUGGACCAGAUCAACAAAUUGGUGCGGGAGAUUCAUAACGCCAAGCACAUUUCUAUCUCGGUUCAGAACCUGGGAGACUUUGACCCCAAGACUGCAACGUUCGUGGCCUGGUCGGACGCAUCUUUAGCCAAUCGGCCUGAUGGUACCAGCACAGGCGGACUGUUGGUUGGGAUGAUGAGUCCCAAAUCCAUGGAGCUGGGCCAGGGCAAGAUCAACGUGAUCAGUUGGCGCAGCUACAAGCUACCAAGGGUUGCGAGAAGCUCCUUGUCAGCUGAAGCGCAAGCUCUGAGCAACUGUGAACAAGAACUCAUGUAUGCACGCCUGGCUUGGUUCGAAUUGAACGGUGGCAAGGUUGAUGUGAACAAUCCUGCGGCAGGAACGUCUCAGGUGCCUGGUCAUUUGAUCAUUGAUGCCCGGGGCGUGUAUGACACCUUGAUGAAAGCCGACCCUGGCAUGGCUUCCUUCAAUGUGAAGGACAAGUACACGUCAUUGGAGCUGAUGGGCAUCAGUGAGAACCUGCAGAGCCAAGGAACGAUCCUCAACUGGUGUGACUCCGAUCACCAGUUGGCUGAUGGACUGACGAAGUCUGCGAAGCAGGACGUGCUGCAGAAGUUCUUGCUCCAAGGUCAUUGGCGACUGCGCCAUCCGGGUGCCUUCAUGAGUGCUAAACGGCGCCGAGUUCUGGAUGGCAACCAACGUUUGGAUCCUUCCGAUGUACAGCCGAAUGUCACCAGCACGCAAGCCUGA
Molecule: messenger RNA, 14232 nt
Organism: Symbiodinium sp. CCMP2592
Lineage: Eukaryota; Dinophyceae; Suessiales; Symbiodiniaceae
Source: the annotation of a GenBank genome assembly